This is a messenger RNA of Syzygium oleosum, 842 nucleotides long. RefSeq lists its product as uncharacterized. The record is from RefSeq and is a predicted model, not a curated record. Gene Ontology annotation, cellular component: ESCRT I complex. NCBI's taxonomy places the organism in Eukaryota, Viridiplantae, Streptophyta, Magnoliopsida, Myrtales, Myrtaceae. Gene Ontology annotation, molecular function: ubiquitin binding. The transcript has 5 exons. Gene Ontology annotation, biological process: ubiquitin-dependent protein catabolic process via the multivesicular body sorting pathway. The coding region runs from base 93 to 656 and encodes 187 amino acids.
CUCCGUUUCUUCCUCUCCUCCUCCCUCUCGCGCCAAGUCGUCGCCGCCGCCCUCGACGCCACCGUCGCCGCCGUUGGGAAGUCCGGUCUCCGAUGUACCCGAAGAUUGGGAGCCACCACGGCAACCCCGCCGUAGUCCCCGCGGCGGGCCGUUCUUCCUCGUUUCACCACCCCGCCCCUCCCCCUUCCUCUUCCUCUUCCUCAGGAUUGGGCAUCAGGGUUGCUGUGAAACCGGAGUAUCGGAUAACGCCUCCGCCUCAAUUGUUACCACAAAUGGGAGAUAUACCACGAAGCAAGUUUCAGUUUGACUUCGAUUUUGAGAGGAAAGUUCUAGCCGAAUUAGAGAAGGAAAGCCCUGAUUGGAGCAGGCUUGGGCUAGAAAAUCUUCCAUCAAGGAGUUCAGAGGCACUGCCUACAUCAAGUCCUGCAGGGGAUCCCAUAAUCAACAAGUACAUCUCAUCUGGAUUAAGCCGAGAAGCUGUUCCUCUUGCAGUGGCAAACUACGGGGAUAAUCCAACCAAGGUUAGGGAAUUUGUCAAUGGUUAUACUCGCCUGCGCGAGAUGGGGUUUUCUUCAAGCAGUAUCUCCGAGGCCUUGGUCAAGAACAACAACAAUAUGGAUGAAGCAUUGGCUUACUUUCUAAAUAGUUCUUCAUGAGGACUCAAUAGUGGAUAGCUUUAUGUAAUAUAAUCUGUAAUCCGGGGAGACACUUUCUCUGGGAAUAGUUGUGUGACUUUUGUUUGGCUGCAAGUUUGUUCAUGUAAAUGCUGUCCCGUACAUAAAGGACAACGAACAUUCUUUUCUAUGACGAAUGGCAAUGUGACAUUUCUUCCGGGAUCGAAA